AUUCCAUAAAAUUUUCACAUAGAGCACGAGCUCUAUUAAGAAUAUAAGUAUUAAAAAUUCCCAGUAUUAUAGUAGAUAACCGUCUAGCGCCAUUCUGGACACGUUCAGUGAACACAAAAUUCUAAAUUGUAUGUAACCUUGUUGUUGGCGUUGCAGUUGCCAGAAUGAAAAGUCGAUUAAAGAAAAAGAAGAGCAGCAGAGACGUGAGGCCAUGCGUGAGCAAAAGCAGCAGCAAGACGACGCUACCACUGCCGCUACAUAUCUUCGGGCUGGUGUCCAGGGAGAGGCCUUGGCCGCGUAAAGAACGCAGCUGCAUCUACUAUAGCACUGACUGCGAUAAGACGGCGCUGAUCAACAACUUUCAGAAGAGGGGCUGGCACAAGGUGCCCGCCUUCGACGGCGAGUGGAAUCUGUACUGGGCGUGCGCGCAGAACUGUCGUUACAUCUUUGGGGUCGAUCAUCCCUAUCGCAUGCGAUCCGAUCAAAUAAUCAAUCACUUCCCCAACUCGAUGGAACUGUCGCGAAAGGAUCUGCUGAUAAAGAACAUUAAGCGUUAUCGCAAGGACUUGGAGCGCAAGGGAGACGCAUUGGCCGCAACGCAUCCGAAUGAUACGAAAUUGGGUGUGGGCGGCACACGCUAUAUGCACCUAGAUAUAAUACCGAUGACAUUUGUACUGCCCGCCGAUUACAAUUUGUUCGUCGAACAAUUCCAUAAGAAUCCGGCGAGCACCUGGAUUGUGAAGCCAUCGGAUAAGUCACAAGGUGUUGGCAUCUAUCUGAUCAACAAACUGUCCAAGCUCAAGCGGUUCGCCUAUGAGGCUCGCACAUUCUAUCCCCACUUUCAUCGCGACACCUGCGUCAUCUCCAAGUACAUUGACAAUCCUCUACUCAUUGGUGGCAAAAAGUUUGAUCUGCGACUGUACGUGCUGGUCACCUCCUUCAAUCCGAUCAAGGCUUAUCUGUAUAACGAGGGCUUCUGUCGCUUCUGUACCCAGAGAUACGAUCAGACCGAGAUCGAUAAUGUGUACAUGCAUCUCACGAAUGUUAGCAUACAAAAGAAUAAUAAGGAAUACAAUUCGAUACAUGGCGGCAAAUGGUCCAUGCAGAAUCUCUGGCUCUAUUUGGACAGCAUACGUGGCGAGGGCGUAUCGAAGACACUAUCUUCCCGCAUAUUGGAGACGAUACGACAUUCUCUAGACGCUGUGGCCCCGGUGAUGGCCAACGAUCGGCAUUGCUUUGAGGUGUAUGGCUAUGAUAUUAUUAUCGAUAACAAUCUGAAGCCGUGGCUUAUCGAGAUCAAUACAUCGCCAUCCAUUCACUCGACCACGAAGAACGAUUGCACACUGAAGACGCGCCUGAUCGAUAAUGUCCUGGAUGUGGUCAUACCACCCGGAGGAAUGCCCGAUGAACGCUGGUCCAAAACGCCCAGCAAGGAGUCCCUAAGGAACUUUACUCCGAUAACACCCGUUGAGCUGCCAAAGGCACCGAAUCAAAGCCGAGAGCCCACCUCAUUGGCUGGCGCUGGUGAAGGCGGAAACUGUUGCCGCAAUAAAAGUACAAGUAAGUCUAAAAAUAAUGGUCACCGACUGGCGGGCGGUGCAUUGCCCUCGGCAGCGACCAAGACGACAUCCAAGCUGCUGCUGCCCUCGGGAACGUCGGCCGGGAUGCGGCCCAUAUCGAAGAAAACAGGCCAGAAAUCCAAGUCGAAGCCAAAGUCAACGACGAAGCGCGCCGCCACUGGAGCUGCGCCUACAAAGAUCUCGUCCAAAUAAUUAAUCACUUGGCAGAUCAAUUGCAGCACUUGACAAUUACGGUUAGACAGUUCCCCGGUCAGACGAAGAGCAACAGAAACUAUCAGCGUUUCGGGGAAACCCUACAGAUAAUUGGACGUUACCAUCUUUUGGUGGAUUGGUAUUCAAGGACGAUUUACAAAAUUUCUCCACUCAUACAGAUGAAGGGACAAAUGGACCGAGAGAUAUUCGAUGGAUAGACAAAUGGGUACUUGUACAAAGGGACAGACAUAUAUACGAACAAACCAUAUGCCGACUUAGUUCGUCGUCUGAAGAAGAAUAUACCCUGCCACGCCUACAAAACCAUUAUAUCCCGAAUGCCCCGUUUAAAUGGGCAUAAAUGCAUUAUGGGAAAUCAAAGCUAAGAUAUGCUAGCGUCCCUUAGAGGUGUACGAUGCUUACGGGGAAAUUAUAAUAAUUAUCAAAAUUGUCCUUAAGUCGUAUGAUAUCUUGACUUCUAUAAUUCAAAAAUAAAA
Molecule: messenger RNA, 2266 nt
Organism: Drosophila arizonae
Lineage: Eukaryota; Metazoa; Arthropoda; Insecta; Diptera; Drosophilidae
Gene: TTLL1A
Product: Tubulin tyrosine ligase-like 1A
Biological process (GO): microtubule cytoskeleton organization; protein polyglutamylation
Cellular component (GO): ciliary basal body
Molecular function (GO): tubulin binding; tubulin-glutamic acid ligase activity
Source: RefSeq, a predicted model, not a curated record